Psammomys obesus (fat sand rat) is the source of this 1585-nucleotide messenger RNA. It is a transcript of the gene Prkra, whose product is annotated as protein activator of interferon induced protein kinase EIF2AK2. The transcript is spliced from 8 exons. The record is from RefSeq and is a predicted model, not a curated record. Lineage: Eukaryota; Metazoa; Chordata; Mammalia; Rodentia; Muridae. Bases 166 to 1107 code for a protein of 313 amino acids.
CUUCCUCUCUGCCUGUCCCUUCGCCGGAGGGAGCCGGGCAGCGAACCGAGAGGGGUGAUCCAGGCGGCGGUGCUGGCACGCUCCUCUCGGGAACUGGCCGGCGUGGAGAGGGACGACCCAGAUCCGCACCGCCGCGAUCGCUGUGCCCAGCCGUCCCUUCUCGCCAUGUCCCACAGCAGGCAUCGUGCCGAGGCCCCGCCGCUGCAGCGCGAGGACAGCGGGACCUUCAGUUUGGGCAAGAUGAUAACAGCUAAGCCUGGGAAAACACCGAUUCAGGUAUUACACGAAUACGGCAUGAAGACCAAGAACAUUCCGGUUUAUGAGUGUGAAAGAUCCGAUGUGCAAGUACACGUGCCCACUUUCACCUUCAGAGUCACCGUUGGUGACAUAACUUGCACAGGUGAAGGCACGAGUAAGAAGCUUGCGAAGCAUAGAGCUGCAGAGGCCGCCAUAAACAUUUUGAAAGCCAAUGCAAGUAUUUGCUUUGCAGUUCCUGACCCCUUACUCCCUGAGCCAUCCAAACAGCCAAAGAAUCAGCUGAAUCCAAUUGGCUCAUUACAGGAAUUGGCUAUUCACCAUGGCUGGCGACUUCCUGAAUAUACGCUUUCCCAAGAAGGAGGACCUGCUCAUAAGAGAGAAUAUACCACAAUCUGCAAGCUAGAGUCGUUCAUGGAAACUGGAAAGGGAGCAUCAAAAAAACAAGCCAAGAGAAAUGCUGCUGAGAAAUUCCUCGCCAAAUUUAGUAAUAUUUCUCCAGAGAACCACAUUUCUCUAACAAACGUAGUUGGGCAUUCCCUGGGAUGCACCUGGCACUCCUUGAGGAAUUCCCCUGGUGAGAAGAUCAACCUGCUGAAAAGAAGCCUCCUCAGUCUCCCGAACACAGACCACAUCCAGCUGCUCAGUGAGAUUGCCAAGGAGCAAGGCUUUAGCAUAACAUAUUUGGAUAUAGAAGAACUGAGUGCCAACGGGCAGUAUCAGUGUCUCGCGGAGCUGUCCACCAGUCCCAUCACUGUGUGUCAUGGCUCAGGCAUCUCCUGUGGCAAUGCCCAGAGCGACGCUGCUCACAACGCUCUGCAGUAUUUAAAGAUAAUAGCAGAGAGAAAGUAGAAGCGGCUCAGCAGGUCUCUGCAGCACAGAAGUUUCCCCCGCACCUCUUUCCCAGUAAAACAUUUACCACAACGUAUGUCUGCGUGUCCUUUCCAGAUCUCUUCAGAAUCCGUCAGCUUUCCGGAUUUAAUUGUCUCCUGGUAGUUGUUAUCAAGCUCUUUUUAAUGGCUUCACCUUUGUAUUGGUAUAUUGUAUUUAUAAACUUUGUACCACAGGCUGAGCGUCGCGCCCCGUUUUACAGGGUCAGGCACACAGGGUGGACCUGCAUGUUUGACUGUGACAACGAAGAGACAAAGUCCUGCUAGCCACAGUCUGACCGGUGCUUAACUCUUCUGUGCAAAGCUUUGUGAAGUGGAUUCCAAGGAAACCCUUUAGACUAGAGUGUUGAGGCUUGUGUUGAAUGUCAUUGCUAAAUUUCAGGGAACGUGGUCGGUCUGCUAUGUGUUUGAAACCAUGGAAUAAAGAACUGUUGUUAUAA